Synchytrium microbalum is the source of this 2496-nucleotide messenger RNA. RefSeq lists its product as uncharacterized. Lineage: Eukaryota; Fungi; Chytridiomycota; Chytridiomycetes; Synchytriales; Synchytriaceae. Gene Ontology annotation, biological process: carbohydrate metabolic process. The coding region runs from base 1 to 2496 and encodes 831 amino acids. The record is from RefSeq and is a predicted model, not a curated record. The transcript is spliced from 16 exons. Gene Ontology annotation, molecular function: aldehyde-lyase activity.
AUGGCGGAACAAGCAUCUAAAAUAUCUGCCUUGGAGCAAAAUGUCGAGAUUACUGAUCUUAAAGCUGCAAAAGCUCCACCAGGCUCAUUUGUCGUUCCCGAAGCUUUCCCAAAUGUUGAAUCCCUACACGUCGUGUUGGACAUUGCUGCUACAAGGAAGAGCGAGGGCAAGGAGCUUGACGCACUCAAGCUAUAUCGACGAGCCGCCGACUAUAUUACAGCUGCAAUGCUAUAUCUCAGAAAGAAUACACUACUGCGUCAAGAUCUCAAAGUCGAUGACAUCAAACCACGAUUGCUGGGCCAUUGGGGUACUUGUCCAGGAUUGACUUUGGUAUACUCUCACUGCAACUACCUCAUCAAGAAACACUCUUGCUCUGUCCUCCUCGUCGUUGGACCUGGUCACGGAGCUCCUGCAAUCCUCGCAAACUUGUUUUUGGAAAACACGCUUGGAUUCUUUGAUCCAAAAUACGCAUGGAAUAAUAAUGGAUCUCAGGCUUUGAUUUCUGGAUUCUCGUGGCCUGGAGGAUUUCCCAGUCAUGUCAAUGCACAAGUGCCCGGUACUAUUCACGAGGGUGGUGAAUUGGGGUAUUGUUUGAGUGUCUCGUUUGGUGCAAUCAUGGACAAUCCAGACUUGAUUGUCACUUGUGUAGUCGGUGAUGGAGAAGCGGAAUCUGGACCUUUGAGUGGAUCUUGGAAUGGUUACAAGUUUAUUGAUCCAAAAGAAUCUGGUGCUGUCUUGCCGAUUCUUCACGUGAAUGGCUUCAAGAUUGCUGAAGGAACGAUAUAUGGAAACAUGUCAAACGCCGAACUCGCUACCCUCUUCACUGGAUUUGGCUACCAAGUUCGCAUCGUCGAGCAUAUGGCAGACAUUGAUGCUGAUCUUGCUACCUCUAUGGAAUGGGCCUACCUUGAAAUCCGCCGCAUACAACAUGCAGCUCGUACAGGCUCUCCAAUCAUGAAACCACGCUGGCCCAUGAUUGUGUUACGAACACCCAAAGGAUGGAAUGGUCCAAAAGCCACUCAUGGUCUGCCUGUAGAAGGAUCAUGGAGAGCUCAUCAAAUCCCAUUGACAAAUCCAUUCACGGAUGAUGAGCAAUUCAAGGGUUUAAAUCAAUGGUUGAAGAGUUAUGGACCUGAAGAGCUGUUUGAUGAUAAUGGUGUUCCGAUUGCUGCGGUUUUGGAUGCUGUGCCGAGUGAAAUGCUUCGAAUGGGACGUAAUCCUCAUACCUAUGCCGUCCAUGAAGAACUUGACACGCCAGACCCAUCAAAGUUUGCAGUCAAGGAGAGCAAGAAUGAAACUGAAUGGGUUGGCGCAAUGGGCAUUGCUGGAAAAUACUUGGCCGAAUUGACUCAAAAGAACCCCAAGAGCUUCCGACUCUUUUCACCUGAUGAAAUGGAAUCCAACAAACUUGGCGACAUGCUGAAAGUAACUACCCGAAACUUCCAACCUGAUCCAGUCACUGCCAACAGUGGUGGUCGUGUCAUUGAAAUCCUUUCAGAACACAACUGUCAAGGUUGGAUGCAGGGAUAUACGCUGACAGGUCGAACUGCCCUCUUUCCCUCAUAUGAAGCAUUCUUGGGUAUUAUUACUACCAUGAUGGUACAAUAUUCCAAGUUUGCCAAGAUGUCUCGUGAUACCCCUUGGAGAAGGAAUUUAUCGUCGCUUAAUUAUGUUGAAUCUUCCACUCUCUGGCGACAAGAACACAAUGGCUUCAGUCAUCAAAAUCCUGGAUUCAUUGAUACUGUUGUCAAUCUCAAGUCAAAUCAAUCUCGCGUGUAUUUGCCUCCAGAUGCCAACACGUUAUUGGCUACAAUUGACCACUGUAUGAGAUCCAAGGGCCACGUCAAUCUCAUCGUCUCUGGCAAGUCGCCAGUCCCAGUAUACUUCAACACAUACGCAGAAGCCAAACAUCACUGUAACGCUGGUGCAGGUAUCCUCAAAUUCGCAUCUACUGAUGGUGGCGUCAAUCCAGAUGUCGUCUUGGUUGGUUGUGGAUGUGAGACUACGAUGGAAGUUGUCGCUGCCGCUGCUCUAUUGAAGAAGGAUGCACCUGCGUUGCGUGUACGAGUGGUCAAUGUGACUGAUUUGAUGAUUUUGGCUGAUCCUGGUGCUUCUGGUCAUCCACAUGGAUUGACUACUGAGCUCUUCAACUCGUUGUUUACGGCUGAUAAGCCCAUCGUUUUCAACUUCCAUGGUUAUCCAAGUGUCGUCAAAUCGCUCUUGUUUGAUCGCGUUGCUGGAUGUGAUCGUUUGGUUGUGCUUGGAUAUAUCGAAGAAGGAACUACAACAACACCAUUCGACAUGCUGGUCCUAAACCAGGCAGAUCGAUUCACUGUCGCCAUACGUGCUCUAACAAUGGCAUCAAAAGUCGUGGCAGUUGCACCAGACGUUGUUCCAUUGAAUGCAAAGUAUUUGGCCAAGAUUCACGAACAUCAAAAGUAUAUCUUGGCUACAGGACAGGAUAUGCCUGAAUUCUCUGUACAGCCUGUGUUUUGA